AUGUUUUAUUUGUUUUUUCUUUUCUUGCUUUCUUUCUUUUUUUUCUUUCUUUCUUUUAUAUAUUCUUAUUCUGUUUAUUCUUUCCUUCUUUCCUUCUUUCUUUCUUUCUUUCUUUUUUUCUUUCUUUCGUCAUUUCUUUGUUUCUUCUUUCAUUCGUUACUUAAGUUCUUUCUAUCUUUCAUUCUUUCUUUCUUUCUUUCUUUUAUUCUUUCUUUACGUAAGUUCUUUCUAUCUUUCAUUCUUUCUUUCUUUCUUUUAUUCUUUCUUUACGUAAGUUCUUUCUAUCUUUCAUUCUUUCUUUCUUUCUUUCUUUUAUUCUUUCUUUACGUAAGUUCUUUCUAUCUUUCAUUCUUUCUUUCUUUCUUUUAUUCUUUCUUUACUUCUUUCUAUCUUUCAUUCUUUCUUUCUUUCUUUCUUUCUUUUAUUCUUUCUUUACGUAAGUUCUUUCUAUCUUUCAUUCUUUCUUUCUUUCUUUUAUUCUUUCUUUACGUAAGUUCUUUCUAUCUUUCAUUCUUUCUUUCUUUCUUUCUUUCUUUUAUUCUUUCUUUACGUAAGUUCUUUCUAUCUUUCAUUCUUUCUUUCUUUCUUUCUUUCUUUUUCUUUCUUUACGUAAGUUCUUUCUAUCUUUCAUUCUUUCUUUUUCUUUCUUUUAUUCUUUCUUUACGUAAGUUCUUUCUAUCUUUCAUUCUUUCUUUCUUUCUUUCUUUUCUUUUUAUUCUUUCUUUUACUUCUUUCUAUCUUUCAUUCUUUCUUUCUUUCUUUCUUUCUUUUUUUUUAUUCUUUCUUUACGUUCUUUCUAUCUUUCAUUUUUUCUAUCUUUCAUUCUUUCUUUCUUUCUUUCUAUCUUUCUUUUUUUUCUUUCUUUCUUUCUUUUAUUCUUUCUUUACUAUUCUUUCUUUCUUUCUUUCUUUCUUUCUUUUAUUCUUUCUUUACGUAAGUUCUUUCUAUCUUUCAUUCUUUCUUUCUUUCUUUCUUUCUUUUAUUCUUUCUUUACGUAAGUUCUUUCUAUCUUUCAUUCUUUCUUUCUUUCUUUCUUUUAUUCUUUCUUUACGUAAGUUCUUUCUAUCUUUCAUUCUUUCUUUCUUUCUUUCUUUCUUUCUUUUAUUCUUUCUUUACGUAAGUUCUUUCUAUCUUUCAUUCUUUCUUUCUUUCUUUCUUUCUUUCUUUCUUUCUUUACGUAAGUUCUUUCUAUCUUUCUUUCUUUCUUUUAUUCUUUCUUUACGUAAGUUCUUUCUAUCUUUCAUUCUUUCUUUCUUUCUUUCUUUCUUUCUUUACGUAAGUUCUUUCUAUCUUUCGUCUUUCAUUCUUUACCUAAGUUCUUUCUGUCUUUUAUUCUUUCUUUUUUUACUUAAGUUCUUUCUUCCUUUCAUUCUUUCUUUCUUUAUUUCUUUCUUUUAUUCUUUCUUUCUUUCUUUAUAUAAGUUCUUUCUUUUUUCCUUUUUCUUUCUUUACAUAUGUUCUUUCUUCCUUUUUCUUUCUUUAACUAAGGUCUUUUCUUCAUUCUUUCUUUUUUCUUUAUUCACCGAAGUUCGUUCUUUCUGUCUUUCUCUUUUCUUUCUUUUCUCUUUCUUUCUUUUAUUGCUGUUCUUCUCUUCUUUUUCUUUUAUAGUAUUCCGUUGUUUCUUUGUGUCUUUCUUUUUUCUUUUCUAUCUUCUAUACUUGAUUUUAUAUGGCCAUAAACCACCUGCACUCUUUCUUUCUUUCUUUCUUUCUUUCUUUCUUUCUCAAUCUAUCUAUCUAAUCAUAACUUUUUUAUCUAUCUAUCUAUCUAUCUAUCUAUCUAUCUAUCUAUCUCAGCCCCUUCUCUUUCCAAACUUGUUACUCUUAAACAUCUGCAUCGAUACGCUUUCACGCACUCUCUAUAUGUAUCUCUAUUUCUUCCUCUCCAUCUUCGUUCCUCUUCUUCUUUGCUUCUAUUUCUUUUCCAUCACUCUCCCUCCCUCUCUCUCUAUAUAUAUAUAUCUACACAUAUUUCUGUUUCCCUCUCUGUUUGUGUGUCUACCUCUCUGUAUUAUUAUCAUUUUUCUCUCUCAUUUUCCCCCUUUCUUUCAAUAA
Messenger RNA from Acanthosepion pharaonis, 2055 nucleotides. NCBI's taxonomy places the organism in Eukaryota, Metazoa, Mollusca, Cephalopoda, Sepiida, Sepiidae. The record is from the annotation of a GenBank genome assembly.